This is a messenger RNA of Penicillium chermesinum, 3474 nucleotides long. Its product is annotated as non-ribosomal peptide synthetase. The transcript is spliced from 2 exons. Gene Ontology annotation, cellular component: cytoplasm. Gene Ontology annotation, molecular function: catalytic activity; phosphopantetheine binding. Bases 1 to 3474 code for a protein of 1157 amino acids. The record is from RefSeq and is a predicted model, not a curated record. Gene Ontology annotation, biological process: secondary metabolite biosynthetic process; amino acid activation for nonribosomal peptide biosynthetic process. NCBI's taxonomy places the organism in Eukaryota, Fungi, Ascomycota, Eurotiomycetes, Eurotiales, Aspergillaceae.
AUGAGACUGACCCUAGCGCGCCUGCUAUGGAACUUCGACUUGGAUUCUCAGCCAGAUAACAUCGAUCCCCAUGACUCCCUAGAAUAUGGCCUUUGGGAGCACCGCCCUUUGAACAUAAAGCUUACUAAUGUGGUCCGCCCACUAGCAGCCCAUUCCCAGAUCAACACCGAAAAGUUCCGCAUGAAGAUGAAUGACUUCGCGGAGAAUAUCUUCAGCUCAGCUGGAAUUUCUGAUUUGACUGUCCAAGACAUUCAGCAACUGAAACAAUGGAAUGCUCACCUUCCCGGUGCUGUCGAUUCUUGCAUCCCGAAUGUCAUCCACGACAGGAUUCGAUCUCAACCUAAUGCACUUGCCGUUUGCAGCUGGGACGGAGAGUUUACCUACGCGGAGAUUGGAAGGUUGUCUACGAGACUAGCUCUUGGGCUACUCGGUGGUCCCCAUAAAGAGGUCAUACAUCCAGGAAGCUUUAUCCCAAUUUGCGUAGAGAAAUCACGAUGGGUUCCGGUCGCAAUUAUGGGCAUUCUUAAGGCCGGGGCUGCCUUUGUCAUUCUCGAUUGCAACCACCCGCCAGAACGUCUGCAGUCCAUAUGUCAGGAUAUCGACGCAGCUCUGGUGCUGACAUCGGCCAAUCAAUCAGAAAUAGCUUCGAUGCUUGCGCCCGCUUCUAUGAUUGUGGGUGAAGAAUUGCUACAAGAAGAAGAUACGGAAAUUCUAUAUGAACAUUCGCCAUGUCCCAACAUCUCAUCGAGUAGCCCCUUUUGGGCGGUAUUUACAUCGGGGUCGACAGGAAAGCCCAAGGGCGCGGUAAUUUCGCAUUCGGCAUUCAUAACAGGAGCAUUGCCGAACAUAGAGCUACUUGAGCUUGGACCGAAGUCUCGCGUGUUUCAAUUCGCCUCCUACGCAUUCGACGUCGGGGUCAUGGAUAUGCUUUUCACCUUGAUCAGUGGUGGUUGUAUCUGCAUUCCGUCGGAGUGGCAACGACAGAACGAGCUUUCCAAAACGCUUACCAGUUUACAAGCAAAUUGGGCGGCCUUCACGCCCUCGUUGGCACGCAUUCUGAGCCCAAAAAGCCUGCCGACGCUCGAAUAUCUUCUGCUGUCGGGAGAAGCAGUGACUCAGAGUGAAAUUGACCUGUGGAGUCCGCAUGUCAAGCUGAAGAUUGGAUACGGCCCAUGCGAGGCAGGUGGAUGCAAUACGACUAUCGUCCCUGAUUUAGCCCAAGCACCUGGUCCAAUGAAUCUGGGUCUAUCGCCGGCCUUGUGUUGUUGGGUGGUGGACCCUCAAGACCAUCACAAGCUCAUGCCAGUUGGUAUGGAAGGAGAGCUGUUGCUCGAAGGCCAUGCACUCUCAGAGGGCUAUAUCAAUCAGCCACAGCUGACAGCAGCGACGUAUAUCGGACCCCCCUCUUGGAUGGGCCAGCUCAGACGUUCAGGAACCGGAAAGAAGCUGUACAAAUGCGGAGACCUAGUCCGGUACAAUGACCGAUUGGAUGGAUCGCUUGAUUUCCUUGGCCGAAAGGAUACACAGGUGAAGAUCCGCGGUCAGCGGGUAGAGCUUGGGGAGAUAGAGGUGAAGGUGAAAUCCUGCUUCCCACUGGCGAGAGACGUGAUUGCGGAGGUGGUAGCAAUCAAAGAUAAAGCGCCGAAGCUAUGUGUUUUGCUAUAUUGUCCCGGUUUUGAGGCCAUCAGGGAGGACAAGGGCUAUUAUUCCGCUUCGAUCUGCGGUUAUCCAACGCCCCCGUUUGAGGAACAAAUUCAAGAGCUGAAAAUGAAGCUCGAAAGUCAAUUUCCUGCAUAUAUGGUCCCGGAUUAUUUCAUCCCUGUCACGCAUGUACCAAUGACGACGUCUGUGAAGACGGAUCGAAAGCGUCUCAGAGAAGAUGCGAUGGCCUUUUUGGGAGAAAAUGGUCUCCUCCAUCGGAAUCAGCCCGAGACACCAAACUCGAACGAUCUAUCGACAGCCAAUGAAAAGGCUUUGCAGAAGUUGUGGGCUACUGUCCUCAAUAUCUCAUCAGAUACGAUUAAUUCCCAGAGUAACUGGAUUGACCUUGGUGCAGACUCAUUAUUGACCAUCAAGCUUAUCGACUGUGCAUCUCAGAAUGGCCUGUUAAUGAGCGUCCAAGACGUCCUCCAAAAUCCUACUCUAGCCGCCCUUGCAGGUGUCGCAAAGCCUAGCAGUGUCAUCACCCGGCUGGAAGGUUUGAAGCCUUUUGCAUUGCUAGGCAAUGAUCAAGUUACACAGCAAAUUAUACAGAAUGCCUUGAGCCAAUAUCAACAUUUGGAGAACCCAAUUGCAGCCAUUCAUGACAUUUAUCGCUGCACCGACGAUCAAGCCCAAUCUAUCGAUCUUUCAGCUCACAGAAAUGGCAAUCUCACGUUGCAUAUUGAAUUAACGGAGUCGAAUCCAAAACAAUUUUGCAAUGCAUGGUGCAUGAUGGUGCGCGAGUUCCCCAUUCUCCGCACUGAGAUAUUGGAAAUUGAAGGCCAGUAUUUCCAGGUGGUUAUGAAGACCCAAGCACCCGUUAUUGUUCAUCCGUCUAGACCUCCACGCGGAACUGAUAUUUGGGGUUUCAAGAAACCGCUCCUGCAAUUGUUCUGGGAAGCGGAUUCCAAUCACUUCACGAUCUUGUUUCACCAUGUCCUUCAUGAUGGCUUCUCACUUGAACUUUUUCUACAGCGGCUAGAAGCGGCAUACGAGGGAAAUUGCCCUCCGGAAGCUUAUCCAUAUAAUCUGUUUCUCGAAUGGACAUCGACACUCAGCCCUUCUGUCGACGAGUUCUGGAAAAACAAGUUUGCAACCUUCGAUGCUUCGCGCAACAUAUUCCCCCCACUACCCUGUCCUGAGUAUAGACCCAGAGGCUCCAGCAUGCUUGAAAAGAGAGUUGAGAUCCCCCAACACUCGGUGCACCGGGCAACAGUCGAAUCAAAACUUCGACUAGCCCUAGCAGCCGCAAUUGCUUCUGCGACGAGCGACCAGGACGUUGUCUUUGGGAUUCAUAUUGCCAGACGGGAUGCCCCUCUGCCUGGAAUUGCGCACAUAUUCGGUCCUACAUCUGCGUCAGUACCUGUGCGCAUCCAGCUACAUGAAGGGGACACAUUGCAGGAGACGCUAAAUGCAGUGCAGAAGCAAGCCCUGGAAAGUAUUCCUUACCAACGCGCAGAGCUGAGCCAUAUCAGAACUCUCAGUCCGGAAACCAGAGCAGCUUGUCAAUUCCAAACGAGCCUUAUGCUCCUACCGGACUAUAGCAACACUAGAUCCGAUCGCGUCACCAAAUGGCAAUUUCACGAAGCCGAAUUUACCUUCUGGAGUCUCUGCUUUGUGGCCCAAGUUAAAAGCGAGGAAAUUGUCAUUUGGGCAUUCUUUGAUGACAGGAUGGUAACCACUUCGCAAGUACAAUAUAUGCUUGAUCGCAUGGGGACGGUUCUUCAUCUAGUUGAGGAAAAGCCGGAAACCCCCAUUGGCGAAAUCAGUUAA